This is a messenger RNA of Perognathus longimembris pacificus (Pacific pocket mouse), 618 nucleotides long. It is a transcript of the gene Pla2g1b, whose product is annotated as phospholipase A2 group IB. NCBI's taxonomy places the organism in Eukaryota, Metazoa, Chordata, Mammalia, Rodentia, Heteromyidae. The record is from RefSeq and is a predicted model, not a curated record. Bases 1 to 453 code for a protein of 150 amino acids. Gene Ontology annotation, biological process: lipid catabolic process; positive regulation of fibroblast proliferation; fatty acid biosynthetic process. The transcript is spliced from 4 exons. Gene Ontology annotation, molecular function: phospholipid binding; calcium ion binding; signaling receptor binding.
AUGAAAUUCCUUGUGUUGGCUGCUCUGCUCACAGUGAGCGCUGCUGCGCACAUCAUCAGCCCUCGGGCUGUGUGGCAGUUCCGCAACAUGAUCAAAUGUACUAUUCCUGGGAGUGACCCCUACAAGGAAUACAACAACUACGGCUGCUACUGUGGCUUGGGGGGCUCAGGUACCCCGGUGGAUGAUCUGGACAGAUGCUGCCAGAAACAUGACCAUUGCUACACUGAGGCUAAGAAGAUGAGCAGUUGUAAAUUCCUUGUGGACAAUCCUUACACCAACACCUACUCCUACACGUGCUCUGGCUCCCAGAUUACCUGCAGCAGUAUGUCUACUGCAAAAAACAACGAAUGUGAAGCUUUCAUCUGCAACUGUGACCGUGAAGCUGCCAUCUGCUUCUCCAAGACCCCAUACAACAAGGAGCACAAAGACCUGGAUACCAAGAAAUUCUGUUAGGACUCUCACCUUUGAAAAGCAGCACCCCCUUCCUGCUUUGUUGCCUGCAUCUUACAUUCUGUCUUCCAAUAAAGCACCAUCUUGAAAGAACUCACGUUUGGAGAUUGCUGUAUUCCUGUCUACUAAACAUAACUAGAUCACUAGGAAGAUCAUGCCUUAGGCUGG